UUUCCGAAACAGACCCAGAAACGAUUCAGAACGUUACCGUGUGCAGGACAAACGCUUCCCUAUAGGCUGUUGUAAUGAUUUUGGCCUGAGCAAACAGUAAGAGACGCAGAUGGAAAAGAAGAAUUCCGGAGUUUUGAAUAAAGACGGAGGGAGUUUGAAACUGACUGGAUCUGUUGGGACGAGAACUUUGUUUUUUAAUUUUUUUUUUAUGAAAGAAACAGACUAACAUACCUAGAGCAUGUAGAAAUGCGUCAAACAACUGGGCAAUCGAGGAAAAACUCUCCGUCUUUGGUGACAAUAUUCAAAUUUUCCGCGCCGAUGUAGUCUCUAUCUUGACGAACCACACACGAGCUAACUGUUGGCUGUAUAUGUGGAAUUGCAAGUUGCUUACAAAUGAAAUUUGGGACCAGUUUUGUGUGCAUGAUUAGUUAUUGACUUAACUGAAUCGAGAUCACACAGGGGCACGAGUAUUGACCAGGAAAUUCGGCAAAAAUAGAAUUGCAGUGUGCCUUUCAAAUCGGUUGACCAUCAAGGGAUCGCAGUAAUUGUUGAUGCUUGAGGACAGUGCUAGCAAGAUGGCUGCUGACGGACAGAACAACGAACAAAAGGAGAACGUGCCUGCCGCUAUGCAGGUCAAACACCCCCUCCAAAAUAGUUGGACGUUUUGGUUCUACAAAAACGAUAAAUCCAAGCCAUGGGAUCAAAACCUUCUGGAAAUUACGACAUUUUCAACAGUUGAAGAUUUUUGGGCGUUGUACAACCACAUCGAGCUUAUCUCCCACAUUCCACAGGGCUGUGACUACUGCGUGUUUAAGAAGGGCGUCAAGCCGAUGUGGGAGGAUGAGGCAAAUAUUAAUGGGGGGCGUUGGCUUAUUUCGCUCAACAAGCAGAGCCGUGCUCAGGAACUCGACAACUCGUGGUUAGAAUUAUUACUGCUUCUAAUUGGAGAGGGUUUCGAGGAACAGUGCGACGAUAUCUGUGGUGCCGUAGUAAAUGUGCGGCAAAAGGGCGAUAAAAUUGCGCUAUGGACCGCGGAUGCCAGCUCGAAAGAGGCCAAUCUAGCAAUCGGUCGCACAAUGAAGCAGCGUCUUCAUCUAAACUCCCAAGUCGUCAUUGGGUACAACUCCCAUCAGGAGACAGCGCACAAACACUCGUCGGCCACUAAACCGAAGUACACAGUUUAGAUUGCACCCAUAAAGCUGCACUGGCUAAUACUGCUGGUAGCGUAAUGGCUGGAUGUUCGCCCUUUUACCGGUUCGUAUCGGCUGUUGCUUACGACGGUGUUAGGACGAGUCGAAUGCUUUCACCACCCCAAGCGGCACUACAAUGCAGCACACCAUUGUCGCUUCUUCUUCUUCUUAGGCAUUUUAUUAUCGGCUUAUUGUCUUCUACUUGCCUGUCGAGCAAAAAAAAAUGGAUUAACUGGCUUGAGUUGCCCACUCACGAACAACAAAGACAAAACAUUAGAUUAAUAUGAGUAGACGCCGUGUUUUUCUGUCGGAAGACCACUACAAGCUUCGGUACGGAAACAAAGGACACCUGAGGGCGCAAUGAUAUGUUCACUCAUACCGCCCACACAUUAUUUAUAUAAUAUAUAUUAUUAUUAUAGACUAUACAUACUUAAUAUACGUUAUUCUAAAGUUCUGUUUGCAAACGACGAUGUAAGAUUCGAUUUGAAAACGAAAAGGUGUCGAGCUAUUGGUAAAACCUCCGGUGAGAAUUAUAUCUGAUAUGUGACGGGUGACUGGUGAAAACAGGGCUUUGACCAUUUCCGCAAUGAAUAGGCAUUGGCGUCGUGGCUUUCGGUAUCUUCCGGAAUGUCCACGCUAGGGUAGGUAGCGGUGUUACUUGUGUUAACGUGGGCCAGAUGUUGCGUUUAGUAUGCGUAAUUUUUGCAGCUGUCCAGGUUUUAGGAUUGCGGUUAGCUUUAAGAUCUUUCCUUUACACAGCAUCUGUGUCCCACACGCGACUUCUUAUGAUGUGAAGUACAUGUUCAAAGGUAGGGGCAGACGACCCUUGGUAGGAAGCUAGUAAACUUUGCUUGAUAGAUAAGUGGAAAACAUUCUAACUAUUCGUGAAAAUUCUGUUCUUUUUUUAUGGAAUCAAUGAGAAUUGGCCGAAUCAGGAUGCAGGGAUGCCGUAUUUUUAGUGGGUGUUUUCGCAGUGGUGUAUAUGGGCGUGGAGUAUAAAGUGCACAAUUGAUUAAUGUUAAUUCAUAUCGACUGAUCGAUGUUGUACGAGGACGGAAUUGGAACGGAUUAGAAAAUUUAAGAAAAAAAGGAGCUAUGAUGCUGCUGCUGCUGCUGCUGCUGUAGGGUAUGAAGGAAAAGAUUUUCGCCUUGCUUCGACCUAAGAGUUAAGGUGAAAGAUUUGAAGCUUGACGGGUAGCAUAUUCUGGAUUUAGGAUAGAUAUAUUAAUUAAGCAUUCAUCAAGCGGUAGGCUUCAGAGUGGGCUGAACCUAUUCAAAGAGCCAGGAAAAGAGACCCUCAGACCUGUGUAUUCGCUAUUCAUGAUUGCGUAUUUUUCGCACAUAGGACAAACGGGCAUAGGUCCCGUUACAACACGAUUUGGCGUUACGCAUGGACAAGUAAUGAUUGUGCUUGACCUUUGGUCCAAUGUCUUAUCGUGUUAUUUGCACAAUAUACUGAUAUAGGCAACCAAACAGAGAGAAAGAACGUUGCGGUUCGUUAUGUAGUGUCGUCAUCAUCGCCACAUGCGUGCACAAGCAAACUCCAUAACUAUAACAGAAUAAUGAUACAUCAUUAUUAUAAGAACGGACAGUACGGAAAACGAUUUUUUGCAUUAUAAUAAUACUACUAAUUUCCUGUUUGAUGUUUUCUUUUCUUAUCUAUGUUCCCAGUACACGAGUUGCUAGACGAUUCAAUCCGAUAUAUAUAUAGAUGUCUAGAUAGCAAUGCAAUAGUAGUAAGUAUACUUCAAAUCGCAGCAAUGAAACGGAAUCAAUUGGUAGAGACAGAGAAAUGCUUUUUUUUGUUUACAGUACAACGAUUACUUAAGGACCAUAUACGAACAUUGAUUAUUAUUACUGCAGACUGACAACCGUACUAAAAACGUCAAUUACAAAAGAAAAACAGGAAGCGUAAUAAACGUCCAGUAGAUCACAACAUGAUCAACUCUCUUCUCAUGCUUGUAAGAACGGCGCAGCCCAGUUUAAUAAUUAAGACACUCUUAUCGUAUGUAUUUAUUAAUUACUAUCAAGAAAAACCUCAUACAGGUAUAUUAAUUUCCACCUCCAGACAAGUAUCGGAACUGAUCAGUAAGAUUAAAAUGAGGAAGAGAAAAAAAUCAAUUGUACUAAUUCACCUCGCAUACCCCAGCUAUACUAUGUACCAUUUUAUAUUUCGCCCAAUAUUCCACGGCUUGUUAUGAUAGUUUAUGAUGAACGCAUAUCUUAAAAGAAGUCGCGGUAUUUAAUUUUUAUUUUCAGCAAUUAUUAAAUGAAUGAGAAAAAUGUGUGUGCAGUAUAUACACACGCGGAAUUUUAAAAUAUAAAGCUCACAUAAAAAAUAAAAACAGUAGUGACUAAUUAUAAAUUUAAUACAACUUGUAGAAGCGAUAAAGGUACGCUGUAGUCGCGCAGCUGCGCAAAGGAGCAAGAGAUUUGUUAGUUCUGGGCAAAACAAGAGGUGGAAAGUUAUGGAAAAAUAAUUUUCUUUCCGUUUGUGACCCAUAAGGGCCUAACUGAUUUCUGAGCUUCUACAGAAUUGCGACGAUGUGCAGCUGACAUGCAAGAAAGUAGGGAAAAUAUGAUUGUCAAACCAAGUCGAAAAGAAAGACCGACAAUGAUCAUAUCGGGGAACUAGAGCCGUAAAACGGUAACAUGAUUUCAGCAUUCAAGAUCGUAUAUAGUACACUUAAUGAUACACAGAGCGCUCAUAGACAAUACGAAAUGAACGAGGCAAGUGGAAUAUAUAAAUACGAGAUAAGUAUUUAUAUAAGAAGAGAGAUCUAGAUAGCAAUUAUAGUAAAACAAAUGAUGUUCGGAAAACAUUACUUCUACUCUAUCGAUGACGUAAGACGACAAACAGUAAAGAUUUCAGGAAAAAGGUAGAGUGUAGAGGAUGUAUUAUUCUUGGGAUAAAAUAGCGAAAAGAACUAAGAAAGAAAAACACGAAGCACCUAGGAAACGUGAUAGCGGAAACAGACUGG
This is a messenger RNA of Varroa destructor (honeybee mite), 4171 nucleotides long. RefSeq names its product eukaryotic translation initiation factor 4E-like. Gene Ontology annotation, biological process: translational initiation. Gene Ontology annotation, molecular function: RNA 7-methylguanosine cap binding; translation initiation factor activity. Gene Ontology annotation, cellular component: cytoplasm; eukaryotic translation initiation factor 4F complex. NCBI's taxonomy places the organism in Eukaryota, Metazoa, Arthropoda, Arachnida, Mesostigmata, Varroidae. The record is from RefSeq and is a predicted model, not a curated record.